Molecule: messenger RNA, 240 nt
Organism: Penicillium verhagenii
Lineage: Eukaryota; Fungi; Ascomycota; Eurotiomycetes; Eurotiales; Aspergillaceae
Exons: 2
Coding region: 1-240 (79 amino acids)
Source: RefSeq, a predicted model, not a curated record
AUGAAUAUUGACUGGCCACAAUCCUUUGGCGAGUGCUCCCCAUACCUGUCGGCCAGCGCUGAGACUCCCACGACCAGCCAGGUCUAUACGAUAGCCCCAAUUCAGCACACUAAGGUUAUACAACUACCUGCCAGUCACACCGAUAACAAUCCUCAUGAGACCAACUUUGGUUCCGCUGAUGUCAUCUGCUUGUCAAACAGUGCCUCCAGCGAGAUCAUCGGCGAGACCUCCGAGUAUUGA